AACCCAGCGCCCGUCCGCAACGCGCCUGCUAUUCCUUGCACGCCCAGGAGAGCCACAGCACACGCCCGCGUGACCCCAGACGCCAGCGCCUAGUCCGCGAAGGCCUAGGGAUCCUAGCGCACGUCCGCGACACGCACACCAGCGCCCGUCCGCAGAUCCCUGCAACCCGCCCGUACGUCCAGUGCCCGACGCGCCUGCCUGCGAUCCGCGCAUCACGCCAGCGACCAGUGCACGCUGCCAGUGCCCGCGCACAUCGUCUGCGAAUUGCACGACGCCCGCACCUGCUCGCUGUCCGCGCCCGACGAGCACACCCGCUGCACCCGACGUCGAGACCCGUGUGCCAUUCAACCGUGAUCCGUUUGACGUGUCGAUUAGAAUCGACUAAAGGCCAAACCUAUCUGCCCAUUAGGUUGUGGUGUUCAGACAAACUUCAUCAACGGUACUCUACAUCGUCUCAGAGGUUUUGCUACUUCCCCUAUAAGUAUCUUCCUCCUUCCUCUUCUCCCACUUUUUGCCGUAAAAAUUCUCGAACUCUUCCUUACUCUUCUUCCAGCAAUUACAGUACUAUAAACUCAUCGGCGCUUGUUACUUUCCGACCAUCUUCUCGGAUUUUCAGGACUUCUUCAAUCAAGCCAUCAUGUGUAAGUUUCCUUUACUCUACAUUUACUAUGAAAUGUUUGUUUGCUUUUUGUUUAUGCAAAUGUUCUAUCUUUCUGGGCUCUGCGUCCAAAGUUCAUAAGGGUUUUUCAUGUGUAUUUGGUAUUCUUCUUAGGCUUUUAGACAUCCCUGUGUAUAGAACAAGUCCUGUACAUUCACUAAUAAUAGCUCCUUCAGUUGAGCCUGUAAAUUUAGCCCGUUCUGUAGCAAAGUUAGUUGUUCUUAAUCCCUUUUGUUAUGCCCCUGCAGCCGAAAUCGAUGGCGUCAGGGAGUAUAAUGGUUUUCCUUCUGACUGGGAAUUGGUCGCUCCUACAAUUAGUGACGACUUCAAACACCCUCCCCGUGGCUGUUUCACCUUUUUUGUUGAUCAAAUAAUGUUUAGCAAAGACGCUUAUUGUCUAGGUCAUCAUGUGGGGGUGUCUUUCCUUGACGAUAUUUUUUCCAAUAUUACCGAUUGGAAGAAGAAACAUUUCUUUAUUCGACCUGCUCCUAGCCAAUAUCCUUUCACCAAUGAGUGGCUUACAAGCAAGGUGAAGCAACGUAAGCUUCCUCACUCUUCGCAGUUUGCGGGCAUGCUAGAAGAGUUGAAUAAGAACGUAUGGAGUGCUCAUCGACUAACUAAGCAUAGCUCCCUCCUCAACCAUGUUGGGAUUUGUGUCGACAAGAGUGUUCCUCGAAUUAGUGAUCCUUGUAAGCUCUCUGUUAUUUUGGUUUAUAUCUCAACUUUCUACACUCGUCUGAACAUUUAUCUGUUUCUAUUUGGUUGGUGGUGGUCGUGGAUUCGGCUUAUCUUGUCAUUUUUUUUUACUUUGUAUAUACACAAGUUGUAUAUAUUUUUGCCACGCUUUAUAUUUCCGCUGAUGUUAUUUUCAGUGUCAAACUUGCAUGUCAGUUUUCAUAUUUUAUCGAAUCUGGAGACAGGUCCGGUUGAGUUACAUGCUAGUUUAAUUAGAUUAUAUAUAUCUGUUUUCUUUUUCUCUAAACCA
Messenger RNA from Striga hermonthica, 1643 nucleotides. NCBI's taxonomy places the organism in Eukaryota, Viridiplantae, Streptophyta, Magnoliopsida, Lamiales, Orobanchaceae. The record is from the annotation of a GenBank genome assembly.